UCACGCGCUGCCCGGCUGGGUCCAGCCUGUUGCUGAUGCUGCGGCGCUGUGUUCACCAUGGACCCGGCGUGGCGGAUCUGUCCGGCCCGACUGUGGCUGCUGCUGCUGUCGCUUCUACUGGGCCUGAGCGCAGUUUCAGGAGCUGCCAUCGACUGGCCCGCACAAGAAGGCAAGGAAGCAUGGGAUUACGUGACUGUCCGAAAAGAUGCCCACAUGUUCUGGUGGCUCUAUUAUGCGACCAACCCUUGCAAGAACUUCUCAGAACUGCCCCUGGUCAUGUGGCUUCAGGGUGGUCCGGGCGGUUCCAGCACUGGAUUUGGGAACUUUGAGGAAAUCGGGCCUCUUGACACCCAUCUCAAGCCACGGAAUACCACCUGGCUGCAGUCCGCCAGUCUCUUGUUUGUGGAUAAUCCUGUGGGUACUGGCUUCAGUUACGUGAACACAACUGAUGCCUAUGCAAAGGAUCUGGACACAGUGGCUUCGGACAUGAUGGUUCUCCUGAAAUCCUUCUUUGAUUGCCAUAAGGAAUUCCAGACGGUUCCCUUCUACAUUUUCUCAGAAUCCUAUGGAGGAAAAAUGGCUGCUGGCAUCAGUCUAGAACUUCACAAGGCUAUCCAGCAAGGGACCAUCAGGUGCAACUUUUCUGGGGUUGCCUUGGGUGACUCCUGGAUCUCCCCUGUGGAUUCAGUGCUGUCCUGGGGCCCUUACCUGUACAGCAUGUCUCUCCUUGACGACAAAGGCUUGGCUGAGGUGUCGGACAUUGCGGAGCAAGUCCUUGACGCUCUAAACAGGGGUUUCUACAAGGAGGCCACUGAGCUGUGGGGGAAAGCAGAGACAGUCAUUGAAAAGAACACAGAUGGGGUGAACUUCUAUAACAUCUUAACGAAAAGCACUCCGGAAGCCUCUAUGGAAUCGAGCCUUGAAUUCCCCCGGAGCCCCUUGGUUCGUCUGUGUCAGCGUCACGUGAGACACCUACAAGGAGACACCUUGAGUCAGCUCAUGAAUGGCCCCAUCAGAAAGAAGCUCAAAAUCAUCCCUGAGGAUUGUUCCUGGGGAGCCCAGUCAUCUUAUGUCUUCAUAAGCAUGGAGGGAGACUUCAUGAAGCCUGUCGUCCAUAUUGUGGAUGAGUUGCUGGAAGCUGGGGUCAAUGUGACUGUGUAUAACGGACAGCUGGAUCUCAUUGUGGACACUAUGGGUCAGGAGGCCUGGUUACGGAAGCUGAAGUGGCCACAUCUGUCCAAAUUCAACCAGCUGAAAUGGAAGGCCCUGUACAGCAAUCCUAAGUCCGUGGAAACAUCUGCAUUCGUCAAGUCCUAUGAGAACCUAGCCUUCUACUGGAUCCUAAAGGCGGGUCACAUGGUUCCUGCUGACCAAGGGCACAUGGCUCUGAAGAUGAUGAGGCUGGUGACUCAGCAGGAGUAGAAUGCCUGAGCUGAGCUGAGCUGAGGAGCUGGCUGGGCCUGGAGACCCUGGAGCAGAGCCUAGGGUGUGGGUGCUGAUGUCACAGGCUCUUCCCUGACUCUGAUGUGGGAUGUGCCUAUGGGGGCUCCUGCGAGCUCCUGUACAUUGGAAGACUGUGGCUUCUAUAUCAGCUUAGA
This is a messenger RNA of Peromyscus eremicus (cactus mouse), 1598 nucleotides long. It is a transcript of the gene Scpep1, whose product is annotated as serine carboxypeptidase 1. Gene Ontology annotation, biological process: proteolysis. The record is from RefSeq and is a predicted model, not a curated record. Gene Ontology annotation, molecular function: serine-type carboxypeptidase activity. NCBI's taxonomy places the organism in Eukaryota, Metazoa, Chordata, Mammalia, Rodentia, Cricetidae. The coding region runs from base 58 to 1422 and encodes 454 amino acids. The transcript has 13 exons.